Molecule: messenger RNA, 1993 nt
Organism: Sesamum indicum (sesame)
Lineage: Eukaryota; Viridiplantae; Streptophyta; Magnoliopsida; Lamiales; Pedaliaceae
Source: RefSeq, a predicted model, not a curated record
GACUCCACCAUUAACAGAUGCUUCUGUUUCAAAUGCAUUUCUGCAAGAUAAGGGCCAGCUCCUUCUCCAUUGUUUCAUGAGGGUAUGGAAGAAAACUCUUAAAAACAGCUUGAUGGGUUUACUUCAGCAAGCAGAAGAAUAAACCAAAACGAGCAAAGUCGGAAAAUUAUAGCAAGUUCAAAAUAAAGUACAGAGCUCAUAGAUCAUAUAUCCAGCCCACAUCCUCAGUACGAUUGGUCAACCAUUAACAUUAUUCUGAAUCCUCGAAACAGACGAUACAACUGAUAUGAAAGCUACAACCUUUGCGCAAGACCGGACCAAAUAUCAAAAAUCUGAAACGCAAAAUGAAAAUCACAUCCACAGAACUCAAACCCUCUCAAAAAUAACCGAAAAUACAUCGGCAAAUUGGUCUUACUCCAUUAAAGACUGCAUUUCUCGGAAAAAACCCAAAACUGCAAUUUUGAUUUACACUCGCAACCGGAGAAGAGGAAGCAUUGUAAUAGGUGUGGUACCAUUAGUCCUCAAAGCCUGCGCUUGCUUUUCCUUGCUUAGUUUCGGGAAGGUGUUGCAUUCGGAAAUUGUGAAGUCGGGAGUAGAAUGUGACGUGAUGGUGGGAACAGCGUUGGUUGAUAUGUAUGGUAAAUGUCAGGAUAUAGUAAGUUCGCGCAAGGUGUUUGAUCAUAUGCCUGAAAGGAAUGUUGUUACCUGGAAUGCGAUGAUAUGUGGUUACAUGAGGAACGGUGAUACUAAGCUUGCUUCUAUUUUGUUUGAAAAUAUGGCGAGAAAGACGUCGGUCACUUGGAAUGAGAUGAUUGAUGGGUACGCAGAAAAUGGGGAUAUUGCAAUGGCGAGGCAGAUUUUUGAAAAUGUUCCCGAGGGUUUGAAGAAUGUGGGGACGUGGACUAUAAUGGUUGAUGGGUACGUGAGUAAUGGGGAUAUGAAGGCUGCGAGGGAAGUGUUUGAGAAAAUGCCUGUGAGGAAUUUUUACGUGUGGUCUGUGAUGAUUACAGGGUAUUUUAAGGAAGGUGAUGUAUUGAAAGCGAGAGAGAUUUUUAAUGCAAUGAGUAUGAGGAAUUUGGUGAUUUGGAAUUCCAUAAUUUCUGGCUACACGCAAAACGGAAUGUGUAAGGAAGCAUUGGAUGCUUUUAUGAGGAUGCGAGGAGAUGGGUUUGAGCCGGAUGAGGUUACAUUUGCAAGUGUUUUAUCAGCUUGUGCUCAAUCAGGAAUGUUGGAUGUUGGUAAAGAAAUUCAUGAGAUGAUUCUCCAGAGGAGGAUUGAAUUGAAUGAAUUUGUUCUAAAUGGGUUGGUCGACAUGUAUGCAAAAUGUGGGGAUCUAGAAAAUGCAAGAUUGAUCUUUCAAGGGAUGUCGAUCAAGAAUUCUGCUCCUUGGAAUAGUUUGAUCACAGGAUUUGCUCUACAUGGGCAGUGUAGGGAGGCCAUUGAAUUGUUUAGCAGAAUGGAAUCGUCGGGUGUAAAGCCUGAUGGUGUGACAUUCCUAUCUGUUUUAUUUGCUUGUGCACAUGGAGGUUUUGUGGAUGAGGGUUUAGAAACAUUAUCUAAGAUGGAGAAAUAUGGACUGACGGCCAACAUAAAACACUAUGGUUGUCUUGUUGAUUUGUUGGGACGAGCAGGUAAAUUGCAAGAUGCUUUCAACUUAGUAAAGGAGAUGCCCAUGGCGCCAAAUGAUAGAGUCCUAGGGGCUUUGCUUGGGGCAUGUCGAAUUCACUCCGACACACUUAUGACAGAGAAUGUGCUGGAAUUGGUAAGUAAGUUGAAUUCUUAUCAUGCUUCUCACGAUGAUGCACAUUAUUUGCUACUAUCAAACAUAUAUGCAACUUCUGAAAGAUGGGAGAUGGCUGAAGAAAUGCGAGUUGUCUUUUCAUCUAGAGGAUCUAAGAAAAUACCUGGACAUAGUGCACUUAUGUUUUAAGGCAUUUAUGAUUCUUGCCUGCAGAGAAAGCCGAAGCUUGUUCCUUUCUGUUUUGAAGGUGUA